AUGGACGUCUUUUCAACGCUGCCUCCGGAGCUGAUGGCUCCCAUCCUCAGUGACUUGCCAGAUCUCAAAAGUCUUUAUAGCAUUACCGUAUCAUCGCCGUAUGUAUUCCACUUGAUGGGCAGCACCCUCGGUGCCAACGUCCUCGAGUCUGUCCUCGACCACCCUGUAUCCAAAGAUUUCACGUCAACGCCAUGGAUCCCGUAUAUGCUUCGCUUAGUCGCCCUCGCCCGACAAACCACUCCCUCCAACCAACCCGCAAAUGAUCUUGGCUCCUUUAUUGCAAAGUAUUUCCUGUCCAACCAGGGCCUAGGUAUUCCCGACCUUCAGUGUGAAAACAUCCCGCUUAUCCGGCUUCGCGAUGUGAUGCGGGCUGAAGCUUCGUGUUUCUCACCCAGAGAAAUGAUAUUCCUCGCCCGACGUAUCGGAAGCCUCGCAGGCUCGUGCUUCGAAUUCUUCCAUGAUCGCAUCAAAUCUGCCACUCCGUCCCAUCUUCUUGACAAAGUCUUCCAACCUACUCCGCUCCCGUGGAGCCAGCGACCAGACGGGCUUCCCUGGGGUCAACCAUACACCAUCGACGCUGGCGGAGAAGCAUCUUGGUACGAGAUGCAGCGCAUCACUCUUGGUUUCUGGAGUCUACAGCUCUCCUAUGAGCUCAGCAAUGCCGCAUCCGAGGGCCGUCUUAACUGGACGGACAGCGACGUCGCAGCAAUACGCAACAUGGGAUCUGGAACAUGUCUCGGAAACUUUGGCAAGUCCAAUAUCUGGGUUGCCCAAGAACCCCUCUGGGCAGCCUUGAUCUAUAUCCGACACCUCGAGGGCGUGUCGGAUGGAUGCCCUUGCGCAGGGGACACGAGCGGCAUUCACAAUGAAAUGAGCGCCUUCUUCAACACGGGAUUCAGACCGCUAAGAGAUUCACACCUCAGUCUUCCGCAACUGAUCAACGCGGAAGGGGUCAGGCCAGCCUGGCCGUCACCAACACCCCCUCCUCCUCACUUUCCCUGUAUCGACAAACGAGAUGCAUCCACGUACCAUCGGCAUAAAGUCCUUGUCGGCUGCAAAGGCUUACGGUGGGCACAACCUCUGCUAUUCCCAAGGGGACAAUCUCGUGUAAGUCGAGGCCUAAUGUUUGGUCCGUUCCGGGCUCUGGGCUUCGGCCUUUGGGACGACGAGAGGUUGAUUGCUAUGGAGAUGAUUGACGAUCCCACGGGGCAAAAGCCGAAGAGGUUCGAGGUUUGGUGCCAGGAUCAGGUGUAUACGUGGAUGAGUUUGUUGAGUCAGACACAGAUGGAAGAACUCGUGGCGCAUCAAGAUUUGGUGGGAGAAAGGCCGCCGCGUGUGUAG
This is a messenger RNA of Fusarium falciforme, 1341 nucleotides long. RefSeq lists its product as hypothetical. The coding region runs from base 1 to 1341 and encodes 446 amino acids. The transcript has a single exon. The record is from RefSeq and is a predicted model, not a curated record. Lineage: Eukaryota; Fungi; Ascomycota; Sordariomycetes; Hypocreales; Nectriaceae.